AUGGCUUCCCUCGCUAUGUCGUCUGUUGCCACGGCUUCGCUUCUCUCUUCCGCGGAGUCUUCUUCCUUCGUGCAGGGCAAGACCCUUGCUGGCACUGCCAAGACUGCAGCGGUGAAGUCCUUCCAGCGUGCAGCAGUUCGUUGCCAGGCGUCCUCCGACGCGUCGUCCUCCUCCGAGUCCUCCUCUGCUCUCGUCCUCCCCCGUCGCCAAGCGAUGCUCACUGCGCUCACCGCUGCUUCUAGCCCGCUGUGGGUGCCUCUGCUGACGUCGUCCGACCCCGCGCUUGCAGCCAACAUCGUGCAGCGCGGCCAACGGGCAGCCUACCUGAAGGGGCUCAAGGAAGAUCUCUUCAACACCAUCAGUGCCAAUAAGGAGCUUGUGCCUGACAUCCUGCGAUUGGCUCUCAACGAUGCGGCCACGUAUGACAAGGAGACAAAGACAGGAGGAGCGAACGGGUCCAUCCGAUUCAGCGAGGAGCUCUCUCGCCCGGAGAACAAGGGCCUCAAGGCGGCCCUGCAGCUGCUAGAGGGAGUGAAGGCGCGUGUAGACAAAGACGCCAAGGGCGGGCCGAUCUCCUACGCUGACCUGAUUCAGUUCGGAGCACAAUCGGCUGUGAAGACCACGUUCCUGGCAGCAGCCACGCGCAAGGCAGGGGGCGAUGACACCAAGGGGCUCAACCUCUACUUCGCUAUUGGCUCUCCCGGACAGUGGGGUUUCUUUGACAAGCAGCUGGGCCGGGCGGACGCAGAGCAAGCAGACCCGGCAGGGCGGGUCCCAGACUGGGAGCAGCUCAGCGCCUCCGAGAUCAAGGAGAAAUUCGCCGCCCUGGGCCUGAGGCCCCGUCAGGUGGUGACCCUGGCGCUGUUCCUGGGGCGGGACUUGGAGGCUGUGGAGGCGAAACUAGAGGGGGAUGAGGAGAUGAAGAAGUGGGUGGCCAAGUACAGGAAGAGCCGCACCACCGUGUCCCAGACUGACUAUGAGGUUGAUCUGAUUGGGGCAUUUUUGAAGCUGUCUCUCCUUGGAGCACCCAUUGAUACCGAGGCCUACACCUUUGAACCACCCAGGGUGCACUUGCUCCCCGCGCACUCCACUCCCCAAGCAGUCUCUUCCGCGUAUCGCCCCCCUGACUUCGCCUCGUCCUCCGCCCGCUUUCCCCCCACUUCCGCAUCUCCUUCCCAUCCCACCGCAUAUUCUCCUUCUCCUCCAGCGCUGGUCUGCAAGCGCUGGCGCAAGCUCUCUCCCGCCUUCUCCGCUCCGCGUGCCACGUCUUCCGCGCAGAUCCUCCGCGCGGUUUCCCGCCUGCCGUACGUCACGUUUCUGGACCUUCCGCGUGGCGCCGUCGUUGACUCCGUUGACUGCAUCGACAGUGUUGACUCCGCCGACUCGCUAUUCCGCGGAAUAGCCGCUGCUUGCCCGCAGAUCCGCUCCCUGCGCGUGGCGGAACAGCCUUCACUCCGCACGGCAGAAGAGCAGAGCGCCGAGUUGUCUUCCGCGGAGCUCCCCGCGCUGCCAAUGAUUUCCGCAGACCUACUGUAUGCGCUCUCUCGCUGCCGCGCGUUCACUCAUCUCCGCCUGAUCAAUUCCGCCUCCCGUACUUGCGCCGAUACCGCCGCUUCCGCCGUUGCGGAUGCCGCCGCACAGCAGCAGCAGCAGCAGCAGCAGCAGCAGCAGCAGCAGCAGCAGCAGCAGCAGCAGCAGCAGCAGCAGCAGCAGCAGCAGCAGCAGCAGCAGCAGCAGCAGCAGCAGCAGCAGCAGCAGCAGCAGCAGCAGCAGCAGCAGCAGCAGCAGCAGCAGCAGCAGCAGCAACAGCAGCAUUAG
Molecule: messenger RNA, 1818 nt
Organism: Closterium sp. Naga37s-1
Lineage: Eukaryota; Viridiplantae; Streptophyta; Zygnematophyceae; Desmidiales; Closteriaceae
Source: the annotation of a GenBank genome assembly